GGUGAAAUAAUUGUGAAUGAAGUGAACUUUGUCAGGAAGUGCAUCGCAUCAGAUACAAGUGUCUACGACCUGUGGGGAAAACUGGUGUGCACCAACUUCAAGCUUUCCUUCAUUACAGAUAAUUCUGUGCCGUUCCAGAAAUUCCACUAUAAGAAUCUCCUACUGGGUGAACAUGAUGUCCCACUAACGUGUAUAGAGCAAAUUGUUGUAGUAAAUGACACAAAGAGAAAGCAGAAGAUCCUGUCAUUCAACAAAAAGUUGAAAUUCAACCCAACAGAGUUAAUCAUUUAUUGUAAAGACUUUCGCAUUCUCCGAUUUCGCUUUGAUGAAUCUGGUCCAGAAAGUGCAAAAAAGGUAUGUCUUGCACUAGCACAUUACUCUCAGCCAACAGACCUCCAGCUUCUAUUUGCCUUUGAGUAUGUUGCCAAGAUGUAUCACAAUCCAGUGGAUAAAAUCAAUGGUGUCGAUCCAGGAGGUGGAGGAGAUAAUGGUUCAAAAACACCACUAUUUGAAACUUUCUGUGACUGGGAUCGAGAGAUUAAGCGAACCAGAGCCACUGACUGGAGAGUGUGUUCUGUAAAUGAAGGCUACAUGAUCUCAAAAUGCCUUCCAGAAUACUUUGUUGUUCCCUCCUCUUUGGCAGAUACAGAUCUCAAGCAGUAUUCAUACUCGUUUUUUGGAAGACGCAUGCCACUGUGGUGCUGGAACCAUUCUAAUGGAAGUGCACUUGUGAGGAUGGCGAGCAUCAAGGACCUGUUACAUCAACGCAAAAUAGACCAAAGGGUUUGUGGUGGAAUCACCCGUAGUCACCCACUGAGGAGUGAUGUUUACAAAUGUGACCUAGAUCAUGGCCUCCCAACUAUCCAGGACAUUCAGGGCGCUUUCAACAAGCUCAAGCAGUUGUGUGUAAAUGAACCAUAUGAAGAAACAGAGGAGCGGUGGUAUUCUUCCCUGGAAAAUACACGAUGGCUGGAGUAUGUCAGGGUGUUUCUGAAGCAGGCAGCUGAGCUGGUCUAUGUCAUGGAUUCCAGGAGACUUUCUGUUGUCAUUCAAGAAGAGGAAGGUCGGGACCUCAGUUGCCUGGUGGCCUCUCUAGUCCAGCUGAUGUCAGACCCGUAUUUCCGGACCACUGUUGGAUUUCAGAGUCUCAUACAGAAAGAGUGGGUCAUGGCUGGGUAUCCAUUCCUUGAUAGGUGCAACCACUUGAAAAGAUCUGACAAAGAGUGUCCCCUGUUUGUGCUAUUCCUGGACUGUGUUUGGCAGAUGCAAGCGCAAUACCCAGCAGCUUUCCAGUUUACAGAGACCUAUUUAACUGUGUUACAUGACAGCACAUGCAUCUCACUCUUUGGAACAUUUCUCUUCAACUGUCCUCACCAGCGUGUUCAGCAAAGUACAGAGUUUGCUAUAGGGAAAAAUAUUCAGCUGGGGGAUGAAAAAGGCCUGAAAUUCCCCUCUGUGUGGAACUGGUCUCUGCAGUUUUCAGCAAAGGAUCGCACUCUGUUCAAUAAUCCUUUGUACAUUGGAAAGAGCGUGCCCAACGUUCAGAAUGGAAAUACUAAGUUUUUUAAAAGGACAAAGCACUGGGGAACCCAGACAACACGAAGUGUUCCAGAACAGUCCCAUCUGAGUGUCAAACCAAAUAAAAACUACAGUUCUACGUUACGAGGGAUGCCAGUUUCCCUGAAGAAUGGUCUUCUUCCCCAGCCAGAGAUCAUGCCACGUAGGAACUCUUUGAUACUGAGGCUGAAGCCUGAAUUUGUUCACCAUGUGCCAGAAAUCCAGAACAAUGGACUAGAACAAUACAUCAGAGACUGGUUUUCGAAGCCAGUAGACCUCCAUGGAGUCUUGUUACCAAAGUUAAAUGGGCCAGAUAUAAAACUGUGGAAGCUCUGCUACCUUCGAUGGGUUCCUGAGGCUCAAAUUACUCAUGGUGGCUUUAUCACGGCUUUCCAUAAAAUUUCCGUACUAGCAGAUGAAAUUGAAAUGCUGCAGACAAGCCUCCGUCAGUACCGAUCCUACCCACUGUCUCAGGCCACUUCCCCAGAAAGCGAACAAAGCAGAAUGUUUUUCCGGGUAGAUGACUUGCACAGUAGCUAUGAAAGUUUGGACUUCCUAUCUUCCUCUUUCCCUUUCUCUCCAGUCGGGAACAUGUGCCGCCGUAGUAUAUUGGGGACUCCUUUGAGCAAGUUUUUAAAUGGUGCCAAAAUUUGGCUCUCCACAGAAACACUUGCCAAUGAGGACUGA
Molecule: messenger RNA, 2244 nt
Organism: Staurois parvus
Lineage: Eukaryota; Metazoa; Chordata; Amphibia; Anura; Ranidae
Source: the annotation of a GenBank genome assembly